Messenger RNA from Helicoverpa zea (corn earworm), 2066 nucleotides. RefSeq names its product phospholipase A1-like. The transcript is spliced from 5 exons. The coding region runs from base 241 to 1362 and encodes 373 amino acids. Lineage: Eukaryota; Metazoa; Arthropoda; Insecta; Lepidoptera; Noctuidae. The record is from RefSeq and is a predicted model, not a curated record. Gene Ontology annotation, molecular function: lipase activity.
UGCGUGUCGCGUGUCACACGUCCGUACAUUGUUCUUAUUUCGAAACGCGAUCCAAAUUCAAAUCGAUAUUCUUUUUUUAAAAGACAAUUCGAUUUUUAAAUAGUUUUGCAUUUGUGUAAAAAGGUUUUUAUUAGCGCGUACGAGUUUAUGGUUUUAAAGAAGACGGUACAAUUUUUGGGUUUUGGGACUGUUUAAAAAAAAACUUAUUUUUUUUGUGAGAAAUUGGAUGAUGAUAGCUGAAUGAAAAAGUUUAGAACAAUGUCGAGGAUAUGGAACGUCCUGGUGGUGCUGCCACUAUGCCUCACACUGGUGGGUCAAGCGCGAACCGCCACUUACACGCCUCGCUCCGAGUACGGGUAUCCCGCCGGUCUUAUUCCUGAUUGUCCCGGAGUGAACAAGAAUGCGAGCAUCAGUCCUCGCAUGAUGAGUCAGCUGCAGGUGACGAUGCACCGCCUGUCCAGCACUGGGAAAGUGAUCAGGAGGACGGUACCAGUGGAAACUGCCCAUAAAGUGGUCGCUAAGGAUAAGAGUAUUGAUUUAAAGAACAAGAAGACGGUGCUAUAUGCUGUCGGCUUCUGGGACAGUUCAUCGUUCCCCUUCUCCCAGGCUAUCGGCACCUCGUACUCCAAGCGAGGGUAUAACGUGUUCCUGUCUGAGACCAUGACCUUCCUCACUUAUAUUUAUCCUAAGUCAGUCCGCCUUGUAAGAUUCAUCGGCUUAAAAAUGGGCGAGUUCCUAGUGCGACUGAACGAGCUAGGCCUAGAACCUGAAAAUCUCGAACUAGUUGGAACUAGUCUAGGCGCCCACGAAGUCGCCUACGCUGCUAAAUACUUCUACCAAGUCACUGGGAAGAAACCCUCAAGAUUAACAGGAUUAGACCCAGCAGGACCUUGCUUUAGAAGCUUAGGCCCAGAAGACAAAUUUGCAAAAACCGAUGCUGAGAAAGUCGAUGUCCUACACACAAAUAUUGAUGGUUUUGGCAUAGCAGAAACUUUAGGACAUAUAGAUAUUUACGCUAAUGGUGGAGAAUUUCAACCUAGUGACAUUCCUUACAUACCUUGUCUGGUUGUUUGCAGUCAUAUAAGAGCUAUGUUAUACUGGUGGCAGGCUUUAGAACAUCCGAAGAAAUUUAUAGCUGUCAAAUGUGAUAGCGUUCAAGAGGCAAGAUUUGCUCAAUGUUUUAACAAUACUCCUGUUAAUUAUUUAGGUUUGGAGGCUCGUUUUGACCGGCCUGGUAUUUAUUAUAUGGCUACGAGUAAUGAGUUUCCGUAUUAUCAAGGAAAAGAGGGGUUGAAGGAAGAAAAUGAGAUUUAUACUUCCGUUGUUAGAAGGAUUAAUGAUGAUGACGGUUUUGUGGUAUAGUGUAGGUAUUACGGAAGACUUUUUACGGAAGUUUUAGUGUAAAAACUGGUGGUUUGCUUCGUGAAGUGAUUAAUAAAUUGAGGCCGACUUUGGUUUCCAGUUUUGACUGUGAUUUCAGUGAGUGUUUUGUGCAAUUAUUUUAGAAUAAAAUAGGACGUGAUUGUGGCUUUAUAUACGUGUAAUUAAAACAAUAAUUAAGGUUAAUGUAAAAGGGUAUAUUCAAAUCGCAUGUUGUUUUUGCUUAGGCAUUAAGUUGUAAAUAAUUUAGUUUAGUCAAGUAUAGAUUACUUGACUAAACAAGUACAAGUACAAGUUACAAGAGGUACCUAAGGUUUGUUAAUAUGUAACAUAUCUAUGUCGUAUUAACUAAUAAGAACUACUAGAAGUAUUAAAAAUAUGUACCUACAUAGCUAUAUUAAAAAAUGCUAAAGGUUAUAUUAGAUGACUACAUUAAGCAGCUGAAGUCGUGGGUAGUUAAGUGGUACCGAAUGUUUUGUGCAGUUGACAGCUGUCAUUUUUGAAGAACUAUAGCAUAUGACAGAACUGAAAGAGCCUAAUAAACUGCGAGUAGUUUGACUUAAAGCAGAUAUUUGAAUACUUAAUAUUAUUUUUAGCUUUUCCUAAAUAAACAAUUUUCGAAGAGCAUGGGAAUAUUCUGUGAUUUUAGUGUCUAGUUUGUUUAAUAAAACAUAUUUAUUAAGAAA